Messenger RNA from Cucurbita moschata (crookneck pumpkin), 2520 nucleotides. RefSeq lists its product as uncharacterized. The transcript has 4 exons. Bases 325 to 2172 code for a protein of 615 amino acids. The record is from RefSeq and is a predicted model, not a curated record. Lineage: Eukaryota; Viridiplantae; Streptophyta; Magnoliopsida; Cucurbitales; Cucurbitaceae. Gene Ontology annotation, molecular function: protein binding.
AUUGUCGGAAUCUAAACGCCAAAACGUCGUCGUACCGCCCACCACCACCGUCUUCUCUCUCCCUCCCUUCAGUCCUCAUUUUUGUAGCAGAGAGCUCUGAAUUGAAUCAAGACGGAACGCUUUCCUGAAUUUUUGAAUUUUUCCCUUUUUCCCCUUUAGCCUUUUCUCGUUGUCGCUGACGAUCACUAGCUCGCUACUCAGCUCAUUACAAGCAGCUUUAUUAUUAUUAUUAUUUUUGGCUCCGAGUCUUGUUGAUUUUGUUUGAACCAACUGAGUAAUGAGACUAUAGUUGUUGCCCUUCUGAUACUUUACGUCGUUGCGAGUAUGGAGAAAGCAUCUGCAGAUUGUCCUUAUCCAGGAUGUUUUUUUUGCGUUAUGAAAGAAGGUAAUCCUAGUAAGCGCAGAGCGAGUAUCUUGAAAUUCUUUAGGGAACUUCCUUCUCAAGAUGAUGAUGGUCAAGUUCUCCCCAUUAGUGGCCUUUGGAACACAGCAAUGGCACAUCCUAAUGAUCCUGAGUUUAUUGAAUUGGGGAUAUUUGAGUGUAUGGCUGCACUUAUAUGGAAGGGACUGAAAAAUCGCCGCUGGCUUUCUCAUGACCAAAACAUUUACAUUCCGUAUUACGCUGCACAUAUCAUUGGAUCUUACACGAUGAACAUGGAGGAGUUUGCUGAGAGUGCUGUGCAUGCUGGGGUAAUUCCGCCUCUGGUUGAACUUUUGAGGGGAAGGUUAACUUGGGUUGAGCAGAGGGUAGCUGUUCGUGCCCUCGGUCAUCUGGCGACAUAUGCAAGUACUUUUCCUGCCGUGGCUAGUCAUGCUGAGAUACUUGAGCUCUCAAUUCAACUGGCAAUGAGUUCUCUUGAAAUUGUUUAUACUCACUUUUAUCAGUAUGUAGACAGAAGGCUUAGUUAUCACUGUGAUCUGCUUACUCGUGGAAUGGGCGGAGUUGAGAUGGAAUCCAGGAAGGCGGAGGAAUGGGCCAGUCAGUUACAGUGUUGGUCCUUACAACUCAUCAAUUGCUUUGCAUUCAAACCCGAGUUUCUUCCGACUAUAUGCAAGCCUGAAUUCCUAGUAAAGCUACCUGGCAUGUGGGGCGGUCUUGUUAAUGAAAAUUCUCCAGCUGGUAUCGGUUUAUUAAGAACAAUCUGCCAUCAUAAACUUGGCAGGGGACCUGUUGCUUGCUGUCCCAGUAUUAUUGAAGCAUUGUGUAACAUUGCCCGCUCUUCAGACGAUUGGCAGUCUAUGGCUAUUGACUGUCUCAUGUGGUUGCUUCAGGAUCCAAAUACAAGCCAUAAGGUGAUCGACAAAGCCGCUCCUACACUUCUGGAUCUUGCAGAGAUAUCAUCCCUGGGUGAUCACAGGAAACUGGGGGAAUCCAUAAUUAAUGUUCUUCAGGAAUGUAUCCAAUCACAAGGGACCGGACGCAAUUCUAUUAGCAGUCGUACAAAGGAACAGAUCGAAGAACUAUUAAAAUCAAGGCAGAGACUCAAGUGGGAAAAGAAUAUGCCAAAAGAGGAUCUCCGAAUCAAGCAAGCUGCAGCGCUAGUGAUUAAGCUUGAAGGAAAUUCCAUGUUUUCAUCAGGAAAUAUAUCUGCAGCUGCAUCCAAGUACUCAGAAGCUCUAGCAUUAUGUCCCAUGAGAUCCAAAAAGGAACGAGUCGUUCUGUACAGUAAUCGUGCCCAGUGUUGUCUUCUGUUGCAGCAACCCUUGGCUGCCAUUGGUGAUGCCACACGUGCUCUCUGUCUUCACAAUCCCGUAAAUCGUCAUGCUAAAAGUCUUUGGAGAAGAGCUCAAGCAUAUGAUAUGCUUGGCUUGGCUAAAGAAAGUCUAUUGGAUGCCAUAUUGUUCAUAAACGAGUGCUCUCAGUCCAAUGACCCUGAUCUUUCGUUAAGGCAAAACAAGGUUCCUGACUACGCCGAGCGACUCGUUAAGAAGCAGAUGCGUGCAGCUUGGUUAUUCAGGGAGGCAGCUAUUAAACAUGGAAAUGUCCAAUGUGAAGAUGGUGCUGGUGAUGUCUAUGGUAGAGAGACCGAUGAUUCUGAAUGGGAAACAGCCAGUGAAAGUGAUAUCGGAAAUGAUGGAAGGGACGAAAUGGGUGACGAAGAAGACGACGACGAAGACUGCGAUUGGAAGGAUGAAGAUAAAUACGAUAAAUCUUCAAUCAAAGAGAUGUAGCCAUGGAUUAAAUGUGCAGCUUGCUGAGAACGAAGCAUAAAUUAGAGGAACCACAAAGCAGCUGUGAGCAUUACAUUAAGCAGGAUCUGAAGAAAUCAUCUUUCUGAUCAUUCAUUGUUCAAAAAGUAAAACUUGAAUCUCUUUUUGUUCUUACUACUCAUGAUUUUGUUUUCCCCAAACUUAGUUUUCGAUCAAAUCCCCAACUGUAGAAAGUGAAUUAGGAAUGUCUAGAAGUUCUCUCCCCUUUUUUUCAGAGUGAUUGAUUUUUACAAGCCUGUGUACAUACAGAAUUCCCAGUGUUCUUUUAUUUUUAAACUGCAUAUUCCAAUCUUAUCAUUGAUUCUCGUA